Molecule: messenger RNA, 447 nt
Organism: Trichoderma gamsii
Lineage: Eukaryota; Fungi; Ascomycota; Sordariomycetes; Hypocreales; Hypocreaceae
Product: cell cycle control protein cwf14
Exons: 2
Coding region: 1-447 (148 amino acids)
Biological process (GO): mRNA splicing, via spliceosome
Cellular component (GO): nucleus; spliceosomal complex
Source: RefSeq, a predicted model, not a curated record
AUGCCAGCCAUCAGACACUCCUCGAAACGAAAGCCGCCGCCAGAGGGCUUCAGCGAUAUCGAAGAUGAUCUCUUGAUCUUUGCGAACAAGAUGAAGGAUGCGCAGAACAAACCUCCGCCUCCCGGCCCAAAACACAUGGCGCAGUGGGAAAUCUUCCAGAUUGCGCAUCAGAGAAGCCGCUACGUAUACGAUCUGUACUAUGAGAAGGAGGCCAUCAGCAAGCAACUUUACGAAUGGCUGCUCAAAAAUGGAUACGCUGAUGCGAUGCUCAUCGCGAAGUGGAAGAAGCAAGGUUACGAAAAGCUCUGUUGCUUGCGCUGUGUUCAAACCAAGGAAACCAACUUCAACAGCACUUGCAUCUGCCGAGUACCAAGGGCUCAGCUGAAAGAAGAUAGCGACAUGCAAUGUGUCAGCUGCGGCUGCAGAGGAUGUGCAUCCAGCGACUAA